Molecule: messenger RNA, 840 nt
Organism: Daucus carota subsp. sativus
Lineage: Eukaryota; Viridiplantae; Streptophyta; Magnoliopsida; Apiales; Apiaceae
Product: large ribosomal subunit protein uL22y-like
Exons: 7
Coding region: 128-676 (182 amino acids)
Biological process (GO): cytoplasmic translation
Cellular component (GO): cytosolic large ribosomal subunit; ribosome
Molecular function (GO): structural constituent of ribosome
Source: RefSeq, a predicted model, not a curated record
AAGAAAUACAAAGCCCAAAUCGGACCCGUUAACCCGUGUCUGAUAUCUAGGGUUUGAACUUUGAACAAAACCACUGGUUCUUCGCUCCCGGAAGCUACUUGCUUCGAUCAAAUUUAGCAGCGGCGCAAUGGUGAAGUAUUCAAAGGAACCUGAUAAUCCCACUAAGUCUUGCAAAGCUAGGGGAGCUGCUCUUAGGGUCCACUUUAAGAAUACCAGAGAAACUGCACAUGCCAUUCGUAAGUUGCCCUUGAUCAAGGCCAAAAGGUACUUGGAGGAUGUUCUUGCACACAAACAAGCUAUUCCAUUUACUCGCUUCUGUAGAGGAGUUGGACGAACUGCUCAGGCUAAAAAUAGACAUUCUAAUGGACAAGGGCGUUGGCCUGCAAAGUCCGCAAAGUUUAUUCUGGAUUUACUGAAGAACGCUGAGAGUAAUGCUGAAGUGAAGGGAUUGGACGUGGAUUCCCUUUACAUUUCUCAUAUUCAAGUCAACCAAGCACAGAAGCAAAGACGUCGGACAUAUCGUGCUCAUGGAAGAAUCAAUCCAUACAUGUCAUCCCCGAGCCACAUUGAAUUGACUCUGUCUGAGAAGGAAGAGCCUGUCAAGAAGGAGCCUGAAAGCCAGUUGGCUCCGAGGAAAAAGACAAACCAAGCCUUACGCAGUGGUGCUUCCUCUUGAAUCAUGCUACUUUGUUGUGAUUUAAGGAUUGUUGAGAGUUUCAGUUUUUCCAUUUUCUUGAAGAGAAUUUUGGUGCUUCUGUUAUGAGAUUCUCCUCUUUAAAUUUUAUUAGAGAUUAUUGUAUUUUAUAUCUGACUAGUUCUAAACCAGUUAACUGUUUCGUA